AACAAAUGUUUGAUGAGAGCAUGUUGCGUCUGGGCAACUGCUCUACAUAAUGAGAUUUGCGGCUUGCGUCAUGGUCAGUAAAGGCAGGCUUCAAACGUAUCCAGCCAGAAGAAAGUAGAAGUGAACUGUGGGGGAGAGGAAAAAGUUCGCAAGGAGAGGCAGGACAACUCUUGGGAGCCCUGCAGUCUCACUUUAUGCCUCCAAAAUACUUUCUUUCCAGUUUAUUUGCAUCUAGCAAUAUUGCUAUAGUAUUUUCACAAGAAUAACCCAACUUUUUAAAAACUGAAACGACCAUGGAGCUGCUUUGCCUCGAAAUGGACACCAUCAUAAGAGCUAGUCCUGAUCCGAAUCUCUUGUGUGAUGACAGGGUAUUACAAAGCCUGUUGACCAUUGAAGAACGUUUUCUUCCACAAUGUUCUUAUUUCAAGUGCGUUCAGAAAGAUAUUCAGCCAUUUAUGAGGAGGAUGGUUGCGACUUGGAUGCUGGAGGUUUGUGAAGAACAGAAGUGUGAGGAAGAAGUUUUUCCCUUGGCAAUGAACUACUUGGACAGAUUUUUAGCCGUGGUUCCAACCAGAAAGUGCAAUCUGCAACUUCUUGGAGCAGUUUGCAUGUUCCUUGCAUCCAAACUGAAAGAAACUCGUCCAUUAACUGCAGAGAAACUCUGCAUCUACACAGAUAACUCCAUCAGACCACAGGAGUUGCUGGAGUGGGAGCUGGUGGUGCUGGGGAAGUUGAAGUGGAACCUGGCGGCUGUCACUCCAAAUGACUUCAUAGAGCACAUUGUGAGGAAGCUGCCAUUGCCCGAGGAGAAGUUAGUGCUGAUACGCAAACACGUGCAGACCUUCAUUGCCCUCUGUGCUACAGACUUCAACUUCGCAAUGUACCCCCCGUCCAUGAUCGCCACUGGCAGUGUGGGAGCGGCUAUCUGUGGCCUCCAGUUGGACUCGGGUGACCAGUCUCAGUGGGGGGACAGUCUCACAGACCUGCUGGCCAAAAUCACCAACACUGAAGUGGACUGUCUGAAGGAGUGUCAGGAGCAGAUUGAGAGGGUUUUGGUGAGCAGCCUGCGCGAGGGGCGGCAGCAGCAACAGCAGCAGCAGCAGCAGGUCCAGCGUGGCCCCAGCAGUAAGACCAUGGACGAGCUGGAUCAGUCCAGCACCCCAACGGAUGUUCGCGACAUCAACUUGUGAGCCUGUAAAGAGAAGCAGCGCAUCCGGAAUACGCAUCAAAUCAACAUAAAAAAACUACAAAAAACAAACUACCCCUUGAAAAAAAAUGCUUGCUAAAGUUUUUUAGAGAUUUUUUUUAUUUUGUAAUAUAAAAACAUGCGCCCGUGUAUUGUAUGAAAGGAAAGCUAUUUUUAGAUAUAAAAUAGAUAUACUUUAAAAGCUAUGAAUUGAUAUAAGGACGCUCUAUGGUGCCUCAGAUAUACAGAAGGCAAGCCAAUUAUAUGUUGCGUUCUGUUUUUGAUUGUAUAGUCAUAAUAAAGUUAUAUCGAAUAAGACAACAAUAGCUUAAUAAGGAGUUCAAAAAAUGUUUGGGGAGACCAUUCGAGGCUUGCAUAUAUGGGAUCACAAUCGGGGCAAGGUUUUUCUGUUUUGUUUAGUUAAUUAUUUUGGUUAAUGUUGGUCUGCCGGAGAUAGGAGCCCAAUAAGGGCUCCGCUGACCUUGAAUGGCAGGUCUCAACGUGGCAUGGUUUGGCUGUGUGUUGGUGGCGAGGGGAGCACUUUGCAGGAAUUGCAGAGUGUUGUACUACGAAAGAGACAAGUAGGGUCCAUGGAACAGCCAAGUAUAUAAUAGUGAAUUACAUUGUUAUGAUUAUUAUUAUUAAGAAACGUAUUUGUGAAUACAGAGUAAUAGACGUCAAUAAGCUCUUUAUGUCAGGCUGAUUGUUCGUGUGUGUGUGUGUGUGUGUGUGUGUGUGUGUGUGUGUGUGUGUGUGUGUGUGUGUGUGUGUGUGUGUGUGUGUGUGUGUGUGUGAAUGCGAAUGCAUCUGUGUGUGUGAGUGGGUGGGUGUAACUGCCAUGAUGUGAGAUUUUUGUAUCAGCUCAACUGUGUGUGUGUGUGUGUGUGUGUGUGUGUGUGUGUGUGUGUGUGUGUGUGUGUGUGUGUGUGUGUGUGUGUGUGUGUGUGUGUGUGUGUGUGUGUGUGGGGGAAGUGUUAUGGCUUAGCGCUUGAGUGGAAAGACUAGACUUGUGGUAGACUAUGGAACAGGCAGAAGACUCAUUCUCUGCAGGGCAUCUAUGUUAUAUCACUGCCUUAAGUUAAUAUGCGUUGUCGGCCGACAAAAAGCUGGGGGUCUGAGUCCACUUAGUGGGUGAGAGGGAUUGAGAGAGAGAGGGAUUGAGAGAGAGAGAGAGAGAGAGAGAGGGGCAGUUGUGUUCCCUCGUUUUUGUCUAGAGGAGUUUGGCAAUGGACCAUCUGCUUUCAGAAGUUUCAUUCGAGGUGUUUGUGUUUUUCACUGCCAACAUACCAAUCAAAUAGCGUUUGUAUUUUUAUGUUGCUGUUGAGUUUUUUUUGUUAUGGAAGGAGCUUCAGGCUGCUUAGUGUCAGAAGGGAGGAGUGUGUCCCCCUCUUGCUGGUACAUUAGUAUCUCAGAGGAGAGGGGAGGCCUGUGGUCUGUGGUGGUUGUAGGGGGUUUGUGGGGGUGGACAGGUAUAGAUGGAAAGAAAGGGUUUAUUGCAGUGCAGAAGCGUGCUGCUGUGUAGAGGAAGGAGAUGUAGUGGAGUUGCUGGAAGAUACAGGAGAGGAGCCUAAAGGCCUCAUGACAUCUAUCUGAUUUCUGCGUUUUGGGCAGACUGAGGCCACGGGUGGCAAAUUAGGAUCAAAACCAGACUCAUUAUUUGAGAAUGAACUUUCUGGGUUCAUUAGAGGAGAGAAAAAUGUAUUGGAGCAGGGGAAGAUUUGUGAUCAAUGCAUCUGUAGUCCCUCAUAGAGUUGUUUCAACGCGCCUGUGAUUUCAACAGCAAAGCACUUUGAAAACACGCUUAAAUUAAAUGGUUACGGUGUGGGGGGGGGGAUCUAUGGAUGUUUUCUGUUUUCUUGUUAGCUUUUUCUUUGUAGGGCUGGUUUCCCACAUUCAGAUGUACCCACUUGGCAAGCAGGUGUCAAAAUAAUGCCUAACACCUUAUGACAUGAGGACAUUCCGAUCUAAAAACAUUCCGAAAUAAAGAAAAGUGCAAAGGGGCGUCUGACCAUUUUUCGUGUGUUUUAACAAAUAACUAAUGCCAAUGCUAAUUUUAAAAAAAAGGCUACAGACAAGGUUAAUGAUUUUGUUUUUAUUUGAGAAGUUAUCACAUUAUAAAAUAUUUGUUCUACUUGAAUAUUCUAUUUGAUCUGCUUCACAACAUCAACAAAAAGUCACAUGGGUGGGAACUAUACAGAAAACGUUACCAUAGAACAUCUGGUGUUCUGAGGGCAAAUUAGGUUUUCUUUCAAAAUGAUGAAGCUUGUUCUAUGUUCAAAGCUACCUUAUUGAUGGUUUUGCUAGUAGAGCCUGGCCUGUUGUCUUCGGUGAUGCCCCUGUGUGGCUGUGCAGGCCUGACUGAUGUCUGUGAACCCGUAGUGAUAAAACUCUAUGAAAGUUCUAUCUCUGCGUGUGCCCCUCUCGUCCAGUGAGAUUUGCUGCUUCAGUCACUUCAUUGGCAUGGGGUUUGAUCAGUCACCCAGACAUCAGAAUUAGACUAAUUCACUUCCAAGACUGACACAGGGUACAUCGCCAGCACAAGGCAGCCUUGAUCACGCAAUAUUCUCAUUGCUACAUUUAAAGGUGUAUCAAGUUUUUGGUGUGGUUUUUUGUGUGUGUGUGUGUGUGUGUGUACGUUUGUUUGUGUUUGCAUGUGUGGUAGGUAUGAGGGGAAAAUGAGGAUUCAGUGUUUUAGCAGGCUACUCAAAAAUCAAUGUUUUUCAGGAAAACGUUUUCUAGAAACCAAUCUUAUAAACAAGGCCAUCUUCAACCUCUCACCAAAACUAGCCCCUGUUCAUCAUUGUCAAGGAUGUCUGCCCUUUUUUUCCUCCUGCAAGCUCUAUUCUGAGCAUAGAUUAUGAUUUGUUUGUUUUUACAAAGUAGUUGACUGUGUUAGGUUUGAAUUUGUAUUUAGACCCCCUUCAAUUUGUGUUUUGUUUUAUUUUAUGGGGUGUCCAGACCCCCCAAAAAGUUUGUAGAGCAUUUGUAAGGGGUUAGAUACUGUAUUCCAAAGUGAAGAGAGAUGGAGGUGUGAAGACAUCAAAGUGUCAAUAUUUUUUAUUGAGUUAUUAUUAUUGUCUUUUUGCGCUGCUAAAAGCUAUGAUUUUGUUUCAUUCUUAUAUACAAAAAAAAAUUACAUUACUUAGUUGUGAUGUGUCACUUGAGUGUGCUGCUAUUUUAUAAACAUUUGUAUUAUAAUAUAAUUAUUUUACUGCUUAAGAGAUACAUUCAGAAUACUGAAGUAGAUGGUAAUAGAAGAACAUGACACGAGUAUUCGACUGGAAAUGUUCUUUGUACAGUUUGCUUAGAUAGCAUGUUUCUUUUCCUUUUUUAUCUAUUUUGCUCUACUUUCUCAGUCACAUUGCGGUAUCUCUAUACCUCAGGUUUACUGGACAAAAAAAGAAUAUCUGAAUACCUCACAACUCUACAGUUUUUAGGGAGCCUGGGAAGGGUAACAGUACAGUAGAAAGCACAGUAGUUGUGUCUGUUGUGAAAUGUACUGACCUUGUUGAGUGGCAAGCAUGCAAGGCUCCCACCUGGACUUAAACCCUAGUGGAGGGGGCACAACAACAAGUCAACACUUCCUUGCUCAGUUUAAGUUGAUGGUGGUGCUAAUUGUGAGACCCAUGUGACAUUCAUUACAAAGACAAAUGUGAAAAUGUCUCAAAUAUCAUUGAUGAUUAAUUACAUGGUUUGUUCCAAUUUAAUGUGGAUGGAUUUUGGUUCCUAAGCUUGAUUUGAUGAGCUUAGUUGACCUGUGUGUUCCAGGUGGUCCUAUUGUCUGGAAAACCAAUACAAAAUGGCUCAACCAAUAAAUCAAAAAAGCUCACCACAUACUGCAUCUGACACGAGGAAGUGUGUUUCAACAGCGUGGAUUUCCCUUUAGUUGUCCCCCUUCCACUAGAAGUUACAUAAUGUACCUCAGAAAUGUCUGUUGCACAACCUCUGUUCAAUAAACUUCUGCUUUAAAGAGUGUGACACCA
Molecule: messenger RNA, 5169 nt
Organism: Salmo salar (Atlantic salmon)
Lineage: Eukaryota; Metazoa; Chordata; Actinopteri; Salmoniformes; Salmonidae
Product: G1/S-specific cyclin-D2
Biological process (GO): mitotic cell cycle phase transition
Molecular function (GO): cyclin-dependent protein serine/threonine kinase regulator activity
Source: RefSeq, a predicted model, not a curated record